CGUGGUCAAGCGCACACAAUUGAAAGCAUUGGACCUGCCAUUGAGUGUGUUCAUCAACGGUUCCCCAAACAGGGCUCGCACGACAUGAAGCAAACCCUUAGGCAAGAGGAACAUAUUAUGGUUCCAAGAGACUUAAUACUGCAGUACAUGAACCUUCACCAUCCGGAUGAAGUUCAGCACCAGAAGAGUCGCCGGCUCAAAUGCAGCACUUUUUGGACUGCAGGUCUUCAUGACAUUUGGGUUUUUGACCAACAUGACAAGUGGCAUCGUUUUCAGCUCUUCCUACAUGUUGGUAUUGAGCCGUUCUCAGGGCGAAUACUCUGGCUCAAGAUCUGGUGGACCAAUCACAAUCCACGCUUGAUCUGUGGCUGGUAUUGUGACACGGUCCAAAGCCUUGGAGCUAUGCCUCUCGUUAACCAAAGCAAUCCGGGCACAGAGAACAAUGGGAUUGCGAACAGUCACACCAUGCUUCGUCAUCUUCAAGAUCCAGGUCUAGCAUGCACCCUGCAGCACAAGUUCAGAGGCGACCAUCGCAUGUGUUGCCAUCCUUCUUGUAAUGACAAAUGCGCAGUUUGA
Molecule: messenger RNA, 576 nt
Organism: Suillus bovinus
Lineage: Eukaryota; Fungi; Basidiomycota; Agaricomycetes; Boletales; Suillaceae
Exons: 3
Source: RefSeq, a predicted model, not a curated record